AGGCUCCGGCGUCUGGGGAGAAGGUGAGGCGGUAGGUAAGAGGUGAAGGAGUGCAGACUGGGUGCAAAAGAGGUGUGGCGGGAGAGAGGUCGUUUCUCUCCUGCUGGAGCGGCUUUGUUAGCAAAGGACGGGUGAGUGGGAAGUUUGUUGCACCUGAUCGAAGGGGGAAGGGCUUGCUUGGCCAAAACUGAGGCUUGAGGUUAGAUCUCGGGAUGAACUUUUCAAGAGUCCACAGUAGAUUCCAUAGCUGAAUGUUUCAGAAGCCCAGUGAAGUGUGAUCAUCUCUUUCUCCGUGAAUCCACACCCCCAGCCCCACGCCGCGUUACGAAUGACACCCUUCGGUUCAUCAAAGUAUGGACGGCACAUAGAAAUAUGAUUGAACAAAAAGGGUAAUCGACUGAGUGGGGAAACCCAGCAAGCCUGUCUAGGUUCUUCUUGGCCUCUCAGAGCAUGCAUUCUUUCCUUCUGGGUGUGAGGCAGGACCUGCCAUGGAAUGGGGAGUCUUAUGAUCUACAGUCAGACAAGAGAGUUAUAAUUAUUCAGUAUGUUCCCACUGACUGAGGAAAACAAGCAUGUGGCCCGGUUGUUGCUCAAUACUGGUACUUGUCCAAGAUGUAUCUUCAGAUUCUGUGGUGUGGAUUUUCAUGCACCUUACAAACUUCCAUACAAGGAGUUGCUCAAUGAACUACAGAAAUUUCUGGAAACUGAAAAAGAUGAAUUAAUUUUGGAAGUUAUGAACCCACCUCCCAAGAAAAUUCGACUGCAAGAACUGGAAGAUAGUAUUGAUAAUCUAAGUCAAAAUGGAGAGGGAAGGAUCUCUGUUAGUCAAGAUGGAAGCAUUGCUUCCAAGAACUCAAAUUUAAAUGUAUGUAAUGUAUGCCUAGGAAUUCUUCAAGAAUUCUGUGAGAAAGAUUUCAUUAAAAAGGUGUGCCAAAAGGUUGAGGCCUCUGGGUUUGAAUUCACCAGCUUGGUAUUUUCAGUCUCCUUCCCACCACAACUAUCUGUAAGAGAGCAUGCUGCAUGGUUGCUGGUAAAACAGGAAAUGGGAAAGCAGAGUCUGUCGCUGGGAAGAGAUGAUAUAGUUCAGCUAAAAGAAGCCUACAAAUGGAUAACUCACCCCCUGUUUUCAGAGGAACUGGGUGUUCCCAUUGAUGGAAAGAGCUUGUUUGAAGUGAGUGUGGUCUUUGCUCACCCAGAAACAGUUGAGGAUUGCCACUUCCUAGCUGCGAUAUGCCCAGAUUGUUUUAAGCCAGCCAAAAACAAACAGUCUGUAUUCACUAGAAUGGCAGUUAUGAAAGCCUUGAAUAAGAUAAAGGAAGAGGAUUUCCUUAAGCAGUUUCCUUGUCCUCCAAACUCACCAAAGGCUGUAUGCGCUGUUCUUGAAAUUGAAUGUGCUCAUGGUGCUGUUUUUGUGGCUGGGAGAUAUAAUAAAUAUUCCAGGAAUCUACCACAAACUCCUUGGAUAAUUGAUGGAGAAAGGAAGCUGGAAUCUUCAGUGGAAGAAUUAAUUUCAGAUCAUCUGUUGGCAGUAUUCAAAGCAGAGAGUUUUAAUUUUUCAUCCUCUGGAAGAGAAGAUGUAGAUGUGAGAACAUUAGGAAAUGGAAGGCCCUUUGCAAUUGAGCUGGUGAAUCCUCAUAGAGUACAUUUCACUUCACAAGAAAUUAAGGAACUUCAGCAGAAAAUUAAUAACUCAUCUAACAAAAUCCAAGUACGUGACUUGCAGCUUGUCACAAGAGAGGCAAUAGGACAUAUGAAAGAAGGUGAAGAAGAAAAGACAAAGACCUACAGUGCCUUAAUUUGGACAAAUAAAGCGAUACAGAAGAAAGACAUUGAAUUCCUAAAUGACAUAAAGGACUUAAAGAUCGACCAGAAAACACCUUUGCGCGUCCUUCACCGAAGGCCCCUGGCUGUGCGAGCUCGCGUCAUUCACUCCAUGGAGACACAGUAUGUGGAUGAGCACCACUUCCGCCUGCACUUGAAAACUCAGGCCGGCACCUACAUUAAAGAGUUUGUACAUGGAGACUUCGGGAGAACCAAGCCAAACAUUGGGUCCCUGAUGAAUGUGACUGCAGACAUUCUUGAGCUGGAUGUUGAGUCUGUAGAUGUUGACUGGCCACCUGCUCUGGAUGACUAGCUUUCAAAUUUGGAGACAAAGAGUAUGGUUUUCCUGGCAUGAUGUGGACAUCCAUGGAGCACAUGCCGUAAAAUGGUUGUUUACCCACCAUAACGGUGUCUUGGAAACCAUUUGGAUCAUGUUGAUCUAUAUAAUUGUUAAUUUGUUGUAACAUCUCAGGAUCUAUAUAUGUGCAUAUUUUGUGUUAAAUUGUUCCAAGGAUGUCUUAGGAUUUUUCUCUUUCACCCCCACAAACCAAACUAUGAAUAAUGAAAUAAUUCUCCUUAAUUCUUUCAUUUAGAGAGGUGCACAAACAGGACACAUUCUCUGUUAACCUAAGAAGCUGUAAUUUCAGUAAGAUUUCCCUCCGCAAGAGAUAUACCACCUUUAAAACCAUGUUCUAAUUUUUUUAAAUUAUCUGAAUAAAAGUUAUAUCUAGAUUUAUGCAGCAUAAUAUCCUAUAAUAUUCUAAGAUUGCAAAUGCAAAUCUGACAUCAUUAUUUUUCCCAGGAAGCCUCAAACAAGCUAUUACCAAUGAAGUUCUUUUGGCUGUGAUUUGUCAUAAAUCUUAACCAAACUAUGACUAAUGAAAUAAUUCUCAUUAAUACUUUCAUUAAGAAAGAAUUUUGACAAUCUAAAAUUGUCAAUAUAUGUUUCCUGUGGAGGGAAAGUAAAACCGUAGGAACCAAGGCAUGCCAUGGUAGGAGCCUUUCAUAAAUCUUUUAAAUAAGGAGAAACAAGUGCCUUUAAUAACUUCAAUCCCAGGGUUAAGAAUUUGAAAAAUUGAGAUUGCUAAACAAAGAGGAACUGAUAUUAUUUCAGAAUGCUUCAAUAUAUUAUCCAAUUAUAAACAUUUUAAAAUACCUUAUUAAAGUAGAUAGGAUAUUGUCUCCAUUUUAUAAAUAUGGAAACCAAAGACUAGAAGUUAAAUGACUUAUCCAAAAUUGUUAGCUACUUCUAUAUUGAGGACUAGAACUGAAGUUUCUUGGUCUCUAGGGUCUUUCUAAUAAGCCCUAUUACUGAGCACCUGUUUGUGUGAAGGGGCAGCUAUGGAUGCCAUUUAAACUCAUGUAACUGAUAAUUAACUUUUGGAAUGUAGUUACCAAAUCAAAGAGCUUACCAAAAAAUAGCCCAAGACUAUUUAAUACAAUCUUAUAUAGUUACCAUUUGUUAUUAAGUUAAACCUCAGUUGGUAUUAUGAAGAGGAAAAACAUUAAGCUAAACCUAAAAGAAAAUGAAUGGGUCAUUAAGUUUCAGAAAGGAGCCUCAUUACAAUUUCAGAUUUGAGUAUAAUUUCCAUCACCCUAAUUCAACUAUUUGAGCUUUUUUUAAGAAUACAUGUGACUUGACUAGUAUUAGAUUACUCACUGUUUCCCAUCUCUAUAUUAAACAUAAAUCACAGAUACCAAGAUUCACUUUAGAUAUGAGGAAAAUGGUUUUAAUGGACACAAAGGAGUCAGCCACGUUGGAACCAACAUAGUUUCAUACCACGUUGAAACCAUGUGUUUGAUAUGCGAAUAGCAGCAAAUAAUUUUGUCACUAUUGUCAAUGCCAAUGCAUUGAAAGGCCCAGAAAAUGAGAAAAGGAUAACAAACUUUUGAUAAAAAGGUAAGAAUUUCUGUGUGGAUGUUCCUCAGUUUCUGGGAAAAUUUUGCUACAAAAGAGAUUUAAAUAAUUUAGGAGGCAGUCUUUUGAAUGGUAUUUUUGGCUUAGCUUUGAAUCCAGUGGACCUGUAAUAUGUAAGAAUGAAGAAUGUGCUUAGCAAACUGAAAUGAGAAGACUUCUAUUUCUUAAAUUUCUAUUCCUGAGAUUAUACCAAAUUUCAAGCAAAGAGUAAGCAUUAGCUUUAAAUACUUCUUCCAAAUGGUCCUAGAAUUCUGAGACAAAGAUUGUUAAAAAUUAAUGUAUGUCUUUGUUUCAGGCAGAACUGGGAAUAUUAAGUAGUGAGAGUACUAUGGUUUCCCUUUUGCCUACAUAAAAGCAUUUUAAAAUUA
This is a messenger RNA of Pongo pygmaeus (Bornean orangutan), 4107 nucleotides long. It is a transcript of the gene PUS10, whose product is annotated as pseudouridine synthase 10. Gene Ontology annotation, biological process: tRNA pseudouridine synthesis. The record is from RefSeq and is a predicted model, not a curated record. Lineage: Eukaryota; Metazoa; Chordata; Mammalia; Primates; Hominidae. The transcript is spliced from 19 exons. Bases 545 to 2134 code for a protein of 529 amino acids. Gene Ontology annotation, molecular function: RNA binding; pseudouridine synthase activity.